This is a messenger RNA of Drosophila yakuba, 5521 nucleotides long. RefSeq names its product glutamate-gated chloride channel (gene GluClalpha). Gene Ontology annotation, biological process: nervous system process; regulation of membrane potential; chemical synaptic transmission. NCBI's taxonomy places the organism in Eukaryota, Metazoa, Arthropoda, Insecta, Diptera, Drosophilidae. Gene Ontology annotation, molecular function: transmembrane signaling receptor activity; extracellular ligand-gated monoatomic ion channel activity; neurotransmitter receptor activity. The transcript is spliced from 13 exons. The record is from RefSeq and is a predicted model, not a curated record. Gene Ontology annotation, cellular component: synapse; neuron projection; membrane. The coding region runs from base 659 to 2047 and encodes 462 amino acids.
AGUCAGGUGCAGACAGUUGACGUGUUCGGUUGACAGAGGCGGAAAUGUGCACUAGUUUAUUUAGCCAAAGAUAAAAAACCAACUGACACACACAGAGCGCUUGAGAGAGCAGGACAGCAAGCAGCGGGCGAGCGAGUGAGAAGAUAGCCAGUCGAAAAACGAGGUAGCCCCCAACACAACAGCGAUGUCAGCGGCAACUAGAUAAAUGAUAAAUAGAAAAUGUGUAAAAUAAAUGCGACAACUACUGGCAAAUAGCAAAUAGAGCAAGACAAACAGCAGCAGCAGCAACAACAAGCGCCUGUGUGUCCGUGUCCCCGUGUGUGUGUGUGUGAGAGAGAGCGAGAGCGCGCGCGUGUGUGUGUGAGUGUUUUGUACAUGUGCCAGUGUGAGUGCGUGUCACAUAUCAGCAGAAGAAAAAACCAGCAGCAGCAGCAGCGGCAGCAGCACUAGAAGCAGAAGCAGCAGCAGUGGAAAAGCGCGCAGCCAAGCAGGAAAAUUUGUAAGCCAAGUCGGCAGAGCAGAGGCACCGCGGGAGCAGCGCAGCGCAGCAGCAGCGACGCCAGCAGAAGGUCGCAUCGCACACCACAGGAGGCUGCCACGCCCCACGCCCCCUUUCCAGGAAGCAGGACGCACGACACACCACACCCCCAUUCCCAACAUGGGCAGCGGACACUAUUUCUGGGCGAUCUUAUACUUUGCCAGCCUGUGCAGUGCUUCACUAGCAAAUAAUGCCAAAAUAAAUUUCCGAGAAAAGGAGAAAAAAGUCUUAGAUCAAAUUUUAGGUGCAGGCAAAUACGACGCCCGAAUACGACCAUCUGGAAUAAAUGGAACAGAUGGUCCCGCCAUAGUCAGAAUCAAUCUAUUCGUUCGCAGUAUUAUGACGAUUAGUGAUAUUAAAAUGGAGUACAGUGUGCAGUUAACCUUCCGUGAGCAGUGGACGGAUGAACGCCUCAAGUUCGAUGACAUCCAGGGUCGCCUAAAAUAUCUGACCCUGACGGAGGCCAACCGCGUGUGGAUGCCCGAUCUUUUCUUCUCGAACGAGAAGGAGGGACACUUUCACAACAUCAUCAUGCCCAAUGUGUAUAUUCGCAUCUUCCCCAACGGCUCUGUGCUAUAUAGUAUACGUAUCUCGUUGACAUUGGCCUGUCCAAUGAACUUGAAGCUGUAUCCGCUAGAUAGACAGAUCUGCUCACUACGGAUGGCCAGCUAUGGCUGGACCACCAACGACUUGGUGUUCCUGUGGAAGGAGGGCGAUCCCGUGCAGGUGGUGAAGAACUUACACCUACCUCGCUUCACACUGGAGAAGUUUCUGACUGAUUACUGCAACAGUAAAACCAACACCGGUGAAUACAGUUGCCUCAAAGUCGAUCUACUAUUCAAGCGAGAAUUCUCAUAUUACUUAAUACAAAUUUAUAUACCAUGCUGUAUGUUGGUCAUUGUAUCAUGGGUAUCAUUCUGGCUGGAUCAAGGAGCAGUGCCGGCGCGUGUUUCACUGGGUGUCACCACCCUGCUGACGAUGGCCACCCAGACGUCGGGCAUAAACGCCUCCCUGCCGCCCGUUUCCUAUACGAAGGCCAUCGAUGUGUGGACAGGCGUGUGUCUGACGUUCGUGUUCGGGGCCCUGCUCGAGUUCGCCCUGGUGAACUAUGCAUCCCGAUCAGGUUCGAAUAAAGCUAAUCGGGCCGCAGACAUGCAUAAGGAGAAUAUGAAAAAGAAGCGCCGCGAUCUGGAGCAGGCCAGUUUAGAUGCCGCUUCAGAUCUGCUAGAUACAGAUAGCAAUGCAACGUUCGCAAUGAAACCGCUAGUACGCCAUCCAGGCGAUCCGCUGGCCCUGGAAAAGCGGCUCCAGUGCGAGGUGCACAUGCAGGCCCCGAAGCGACCCAACUGCUGCAAGACCUGGCUGUCCAAGUUUCCCACAAGACAAUGUUCUAGAUCCAAGAGAAUCGAUGUUAUAUCGCGGAUCACCUUCCCGCUGGUCUUCGCCCUGUUCAACCUGGUCUACUGGAGCACAUAUCUCUUCAGGGAGGAGGAGGAUGAGACCUUCUAAGGCGCGUCUCUGAAAUGCGGUGGCUAUGUAGAAUCUAAUACGAAAUUAACUAAUUAUACCGAGGGAUACUUUGCGAUAUCGCUGUAUGCUACAGGCUAUGUGCCACGUGCUACAUUUAUGGUUAUGUCUCGGAACAGUGCAGAUAAGUUAAGCACGGUAUCCGGCAAGGCUCCAUGGCACUUCCACUGAACAAAUAAAAUAUAAUGUUUGAUGAAUGACGAAAUUCUAGUUAAUUGUAAGUUAAUUGAUCAAGAGUGACUGCAUAGUAGAUAAUGUUAUGAAUAAUUAUACUAUACACAAACUGACACACACCGCAACACUUGUUUGACUUGAUUUGUUUUGUGGAUGCUCUAAAUUGUUACAAAUUGAUUAAUUAUUUUAGCUGGUUAUCGACGAUAAUCGAGUUUUGUUCCGGACUCUAGCUUAGUUUUAAACGAAAUUCCAAUUGAUUUGUACUUAAAUGCGUUAAGAUAGUUAAGCCGUAAACAGCGAGAGGAGGUCGUAAAAAAUCCGACUUUUGUAAAUAUGUCAUACAAUAAGUUUUAAGCGAAACUAGUUUAUAUGAAUUCUAAUUGUAAAAAUCGUGUAGAUAAAUUUAAGUUUAGUCGAUAAACAAACCACUAACCGAUGCGAGAUACCUAGGUAAAAUCAAUUUAAUUAUGUUCACCAUCAAAGUAAAUAAAAAUCGAAUCGAAAAUAUCAAAGAAUCCUUCAAAACACACAGAAACAAAUACAGAACUUUCUUUUUGCAUUUUUUACCCAAACUACUCUUAAAUGAUAAGUUCAACAGAAACUGGUGGGUAUCUGCAAGGUAUUUCUACCCAAACUUUAUUAGAAACUUUCUUCAUUAUUUAUAUAGAUACGGCUUGCUUUUUGUUAUAGAGUUGAAUUUUUAUAGUAGUUAACUUGUUCUGGUAUUCACGGGAAGUAAAGCCCUCGAGAUCUGAUUUCUUUUUAUUUUGAAUCGUUAGAAUAUUAUAAUAAAUUUACAUUUACCUAAUUAUGUAUUGGGCCCAAGUGCCGCUUAGCUAGUUAAUUUCCUUAAUUAGACUUACAAUAUAAAAAUAUACAACAUGCAAACCAUAAACCAAUUAACUGACAAUACAAAAUAUUUUAUCAUGUAGUCGAAGUCCCUAAACAACUUAAUGGAUACUACACAUAAAUUUAUUAAAAUCAGUAUUAUAAGACAUAAAUUAGAUCCAGAUAUACAUAUACGGUUCUUUUCAUAUCCAACAAUAUCUUUGGUUAUUUAAGUGCCUUUUGUAUGCCAAGAAGAUUUUUCCCCUCUUUCUUAUCUUCUCUAUCUCUCUAUCUAUCUUCCAAACUUUUGAACGACUCCGAUCCUUUUUACACUAAACUCCUUUCCGAAACUCAAUUAGAGAAAUGCACUAACCGACACCAUAAACUAUGCAGCUCUAAUUUUAGAAUGAUAACUAAAGUGAAUUCUACAUAGCAACAACAGAAACAGAAACAGAACCAGAACCACAAUAACAACUUAAAUACUUCAGAUAAAUCGAAUAAAAUAUUUCAGUAGUUUUUUAAUAUUUUUAUUAACUUGAGCCUGUUUUAUCCACAUAUUUUCUUAAACUUUUUCUUUGGUUAAGGAAAUGCUUUUCGUUUGCUAUAAUUUAAAAUCUAAAGGUAAGAAACUAAACGUAAAAGGAAAUCAAAAAUCAAUUGAAACUUAUUCUAAUAUAUAGACACUACACAAGGCACCCUGCAUAAUAAUUGUUGUCAUUAAACAAGCGUCAUAAGUACGAUCAGAACAUAUAGAAAAAACGAAAACGGAAAUAUUUAUAGAUACUUUCAUGUUGUAAAAGUUGUGCCAAGCAAAGACGAAACCAAAAACUAGUCAAAGAAAGAAAAUUGAAUAAGAUCGCUAAUUAUAACUAUAACUCUAGCUAUAGUUGUAUUGUAUAUGAAGAAGCUAUUGAACAUACAGGGUUUUUAAAUGUGAGCAUAUAGUUGAUGAACCAGAUGAAAUCGGCAAAAUCGAACCAAAUUGAUGGCAGCCGGAAACGGGCUGAUUGAUUGAAAUCCGUUGAUUGAUGUACGCGAUGAAAAAUAAUCAAGACGUUGGAAAAACAAUUAAACUAGGUCAUACACAAUGGGCGGGGGAAAAACACCGUUUUCGGCAUUUAUUUUUAGUGAAAAGAGGAAACAUACUUAGGUUGUGUGCUGCUCUUCAUUUGCCGUUCUCCAAUUCGGUCAAUUAUCAUUUUUUCCGGCAAAUCGUUUAGCAGCGGCAGUCCAGUUCAGUGUAAAUAGUUUGGAUCAGAGCAUGUAAAUGUCAUUAAAAAGUUAGGUUAACGUGAAACACAACUACGGGAAUCGUAACACGAAAUGUGCACAACUUUAUAUAUAUAUAUAGAUGCGUUCCAAAAAGACUUACAGGUUUUGAUUAACAGACGAGCAUAGAGAGUAAAUCAUUUACCAAUGCGAUGUAAACACGAAAAGAAAGAACUAAAAGAACGAGUAGAUCCUAAGAUAACGUAUGUGUAGAUCUUAAGAGGCAGUCCGAAACCAGACUAGCUAAAGCAUGCACAUAACUAAGCUAUUAAACUACUAAGCGCCACGGCAAAUUGCAUUCACCACCCACUAUCUGAACUCACUUGAUCCACUCACUCACUUACCACUCACACCACUCACUCGAUGUUUAAUCUUUGCUAACCACACGAAAGAAAUCAAAAAACGACACCAAAUCGAAAUCGAAAAUGAAUCUAAUCUUUGCACAGUUUGUCGGGGACAGACGAGUUUGAGUAAUGCAAGUAAAAAUUUAGAUAGAUCAUAACACAUAUCUUCCAAAAUGGGGGCGGCUCAUGGCCCAUUGAUAACAAUCAAGCAACUCAAACUAUAAUUUCUAGAGAAGUGUAAAUAUACGAGCGACAAAAAGCCGAAUCAUUCGAAUCGAUGUUACGAUGGAUCGAUGGCGAUCGAAAAGUGAAUCAAUAAACACUGCAAAUCACCUUACUUUAUAGAGCUAAGUCAGGACAUGCACACCCGUACACCCCCAACAAAAAAAAAAAACCACAAAACACACGAUCCCCGACAGGAGAGGACUUAGCAAAGAUCACACUCACACGUUAGCCUGUAAGACCGAUUCGAUUCGAAGGGAAAGAUCGCAUGAAUUUCUCUGUAGUGCAAUCCAAUACUGGAACAUAACCCAAGCCCAGAAAGAAACAACGCCAAAACCACAAACGAAAGAAAUUCUAAAAGUACAUACAUAUAGACCCGGCAAUAACACAUCCAUGCCGUCGGUGGGAAAUUAAAAAAGAAAAUCAAAUGCCUAAGUGAAAGAUUAGUAGCAUAAUUUUACAGUAUAGUUGAAAUAAUUGUUGUCACCCGAAAGGAAGGAAAUCCUAGAACGGAAACCAGGAUGAAAACGAAAUAAUUGUGUAAAACCCCAGAAUAAUGAUGUUUGUGAAAUGUUUAUAAAUAAAUGAUGCAAAACGAAAUGAAACAAUACACAAAACA